UGUCCAGUAUAAAUUUUUAAAGAUGUAUAUCCUGUGGACUGUAUGAAAGUAAUCUGUUAGGUUGCCUGACAUCACACCAGAAACCGUAUAAAAGAUUCCAAGGAAAGAUAUGUUGCAUAUGCAAUUAUUCAAAAUCAUUACCGUUAAAAAAUUAAAUUCAAUGGCCAGUUGAAUUUACUGGCAAAAUUAGUUCCAGUUAAUGAAUUUUGUUUAUUUUUAACCAUCAAGUUCAUAUAUGCACGUCCCAGAGAGUUGCAGGUUGUGGCAUUCGUGGAGAAAGUGUGUAACUAUUAUGCGAGCUCUGAAAUGACUGGAGUUGUCAGGGCAAAGCCAUAUCCUGUCUUAAAGCACUGUAGGUAAAUCGAUUGAUAAAACAGUGAACGAACACAGUGGAGGGCGGUCUGACCUCUUACCGGACUUUGUUGGGGCCAGAGGCGACGGGCAGAUUCAAGGGGACGUUCAGAUUGGUGGGAGUCUAUGUAUCUCUUUCAAAAGGGGCGGGGGUAAAAUAAAAGCAAGAUUUCUGUCCUGCUGUCUGUCUAUGCUCAGGCAAUUGCAAAAUUACCACCGUUACGGCGACCAAGAGAGCCCAGACAGGAAACUUUGUGGUUUUUUGUUUGUUUCUCUUGAAGAAACAAGAGGGGUAUGCUGGUAUUUUCAAACUUAGGCUACGCGGUUGAUAAUCUAGAUUUGACUUUAUAAUCGUCUCUGCACUAACUUUACUUAAUGCUAUGGUAUAUCGAUAUGUGUGGAUAGGCAACAUAAUAACAGACGAGAAGAUGUUUAAAUUUCGGUAACCCCAGGUUAUUAUGUGGCGUUUUCUCGAGCCCCGGUGAAGAAUACGCAUUCACACAGCCCUUGGUGUGAACGCUGCAAACCGAAGACUCGACGGACUGGAGCAUCGGUUCGUUGUUCAUAAACACUGACAUUCUCUCUCCAAGAAACACCACUGCUUUAUUGAUGCACCCGUUUCAGUGGUGUAACGCCCUGGGAUGUUACUGCAGGGACCAGGUCGAGGGGAGGUGAAGAAUGUGUACAGCGAGGUUGAAGGGGUUGAGCUCGGGGCAGUGACCAAAGGUGCUUCUGCGGUCUGGGCCUGAUUUACUCCAAUAAAUCGUGCACGAUGCCUCCCAUCACCUUCCAGGACCUGCCCCUCAACAUCUACAUGGUCAUCUUCGGGACCGGCAUCUUCGUCUUCGUCCUGAGUCUCAUCUUCUGCUGCUACUUCAUAAGCAAGCUGAGACACCAGGCCCAGAGCGAGAGGUUUGGAUACAAAGAGGUUAUAUUAAAAGGAGAUGCCAAGAAACUACAUCUUCAUGGGCAGACGUGUGCCGUGUGCCUGGAGGACUUCAAAGUGAAAGAUGAACUGGGAGUGUUGCCAUGCCAACAUGCCUUCCACAGGAAGUGUCUGGUGAAGUGGCUGGAGGUGAGGUGCGUGUGCCCCAUGUGCAACAAGCCCAUCGCCGGGCCCCCAGAGCAGCACCAGAGCAUCGGGACACUGCUGGACGAGCUGGUGUAACCCCCGGCAACACCUCGCCCCCCCACCCACCCCCCGCCCCGCAGUGGAGAAAACUCUGCCCGAGACAUGAUGAAGUGAACCGGCACUCCUCGGCCCACCCACACACCCUUCUGUCGGCCAUGACCCGCGUCUGUCUCAGAAGGACCUGCUACAGGUUCACAACAAAGCAAAAAUGAAACGCUCAGAAAAGCAUAACAGUGAGGGAACUCCUCCCCCACAAUGAGACAGACAGUGGAUCUGAGAGCCAGACUUAGUGGUGUAAGAAUUGGGUGUGAAAUGAGGGGGCUGGUAUUUUUUGCGUUCAGCGUGCGUAUGUAUGACACACUUUAUGUAUGUGGGCUGGAGGUGCCAGGUUUGAUCCAAAGUGAGGGUUGCUUUUCCAUUUUGUUAUUUAUGAGAAAUGGACCGGGGCUAAUGCUGAUGAACCUGAAAAAAAAAAAUGUUUACAAGAUCUUCUAGCACAAGCUAUUCCGCAUCAAAGCAAAGUGUCUUCAAAUUUAUGAAGCCUUUUUGUUUGAUAGCCCUUAAAACCAACAAUUUUAUUUUACAUUCAGAUUAUAAAUCUGACUGAAAUGCAAGCCAAGUGGAUACUUUUGCCAUCUCGGUUGCUUACUGAGACUUACAUUUUUACUGAAGGUAAACGUUCAGAUUUACAUUUUUAGAGUUUCCUGCAUUUGCACUGUAAAUCUUCCAUGUGUCCUUGUGAUAAACCUGCAGCCAGUGUUCCAUGAAUCCUAUGAAGUGUUUUCAGGAUAAAGUCACAGUAAAAAAAAAAGAAAAUAAAAAAAGCCAUGGGCACUCUAUCCAGGGUCCUGUAUGUGGUGCACACUUAUUCCCUUGCACUCUGAUUUAAAGUGAAGGGACCGUAGUUGAAGCUUGCCUUGAGGUUCUGUGACAUUUCUAAAGGGGACAUAAGACUGCGGUCUCUGAGACCUGGUGGUGUAAAAAGAGGGAUGAGGUCAGUGUGAGCGUUGUCAAAACUGGCUUUUGUAUCAGUACUUCAUUUUGAUGUUAACUAUCUAAAUGUUUUGUUCUCAAUGUCACCCUGUAGUUUUUCAUGGUCAAAUGAGUGAAUAUUCUUGAAGUCACUGAAAUGGCUGAUAAGCAAACACUGCCCAGACUGAACACAACACUGAGCACAUGAAUCACUGUUUCUAAAGGCUGUUUCUGCUGUUACCCGAGUUGUAAGUUAGGUGGUGUAUUUAUAUGUUAUUAAAGGAUGACUUUACUUGCCUUGCCUUGUACAUUAGCAACCUUCAGAAUGAACUGUUUUAUACGCGGUUGCUUACAGCAGCGUGGUCAGAAUCAGAGAUCAGUUGGUUGAGAAAAUGGAAAGUUAAUUAAAAGGAAUGUACUUAAGCCAUUGGAAUAACGGAUUCCUUCCAUCUCAUUCUGAACUGUACUCCUUAAAGAACAACCAAUGGGAAUGUGAAUUCAUAAAAAGACCAGAUAAUUGAAAGUUAAUUAAGUAUAUGGAGGUACUGACCAGUGGCUAAACUGCCAACCACAGUCCUGGAGGGGGAAAAGUGUCUUCUAUUUAGCUUUAUUUUCCAGACCUGUACAUAAUUGUACCUUUUUAAUCAUAAAAUUAUCAUACCUGGUAUACCAAGUUGUUUAGGAUUUGCAGAAAACCCAGAAAAUAUGCAAGAUUGUGAUUCCCCAUGAAUGUGGUUGGUCCCUUCAAAAGGCAGCGACACUGAUCAGCACCGUGACAUGUGCAUAUGUACUCGGAGAUGUCAAGGAAAAUGGCAAUAUCCACCAGCAAAGUGCCUGAAGUUUAUAAUGCAUGCAUUUUUGAUUCCACCUUAUCUGGCCAUACAGAGAAAUAAAAUGGAAGACUGCGAAAUGUU
Molecule: messenger RNA, 3369 nt
Organism: Anguilla rostrata (American eel)
Lineage: Eukaryota; Metazoa; Chordata; Actinopteri; Anguilliformes; Anguillidae
Gene: rnf122
Product: ring finger protein 122
Exons: 7
Coding region: 1124-1519 (131 amino acids)
Source: RefSeq, a predicted model, not a curated record